Molecule: messenger RNA, 531 nt
Organism: Penicillium cosmopolitanum
Lineage: Eukaryota; Fungi; Ascomycota; Eurotiomycetes; Eurotiales; Aspergillaceae
Product: putative acetyl xylan esterase (Axe1)
Exons: 2
Coding region: 1-531 (176 amino acids)
Molecular function (GO): hydrolase activity
Source: RefSeq, a predicted model, not a curated record
AUGUGGUCCAAAUUACUGGCAGUCUCUUUUCUCGUCGGCGGAACCUACGCUACACCGCUCGACGCAGGUAUCAACAGACGUGCAGCCUGUCCUGGUGUCCAUAUUUUUGGUGCACGUGAGACCACUGUCUCCCCAGGCUACGGGUCAUCCAGCACUGUUGUCAACGAGGUACUAAGCGCUUAUUCUGGGUCGACAGCUGAAGCUAUCAGUUACCCUGCCUGCGGUGGGCAAUCCUCAUGUGGGAGCGUGAGCUAUUCUAGUUCAGUUGCGCAGGGAAUCCAGGCCGUUGCCUCUGCUGUCAAUUCCUUCAAUUCGCAGUGUCCUGACACCAAAUUAGUCCUAGUCGGGUACUCCCAGUUCGACGAACGUCCUGCGGGAUUUACUUGCCCAUCUGCCAGUAAGAUCCAAUCGUACUGUGAUGCCUCGGACCCAUAUUGCUGCAAUGGCAGCAAUGCAGCAACUCACCUGGGCUAUGGUGCAGAAUACGGCGCACAGGCUUUGACAUUCAUCAAGAGCAAGAUUUCUAGCUGA